CUGCCAAUUGACUCAUCAAUGGCUUCUUCCUUCAAAGCAUUUUUGAACAGCCCUGUUGGACCCAAGACUACUCAUUUUUGGGGCCCUGUAGCUAACUGGGGAUUUGUCAUUGCUGGACUGGUGGACAUGAAGAAACCACCAGAAAUGAUAUCUGGCAACAUGACUGCAGCAAUGUGUGUAUAUUCUGGGUUAUUCAUGAGGUUUGCAUGGAUGGUUCAGCCUCGCAACUAUUUGCUGCUUGCUUGUCAUGCUUCGAACGAGACAGUGCAACUCUAUCAACUCUCGCGCUGGGCCAAGGGCCAAGGGUGA
Messenger RNA from Striga asiatica, 309 nucleotides. NCBI's taxonomy places the organism in Eukaryota, Viridiplantae, Streptophyta, Magnoliopsida, Lamiales, Orobanchaceae. The record is from the annotation of a GenBank genome assembly.